UAUGCUAUCCAAUUGGCCACGCCGAGGAGCAGAGGGAGGCUAGGGUUUCCUCGCGAAAAAAAGCGCCGAGGAGCAGAGGGAGGCUAGGGUUUCCUCGCGAAAAAAGCGGCGGCGAGGGUCAGGAAAACUAUCCGAGGUGCGUGCCAUAGUGAGAGAGAUUGAGAUGGAUUCCAAGAAGGGAAUGUCCGAGAUGCAGAUGGAUCCGGGGGCGACAAGCAAGGAUACGGCGGCUGGCAAGCGGAAGAUGAAGAAAAUCGUACCUGAGAUGGGAAAGAAGGCAGCGAAACCGAGUGUUUGGAAGAUAGAUAGCACGGUGAAGGAAACGCGACCCCCGGCGUUUCUGCACAAGCUGACAAUUCCUGUCGAUGAUGAUGAUCGUGAUGAGUUCAACGAAUCGUGGAUGGGAACAUGGGGCGAUUUCAUCGUUUCCAUGGACCGAAAAACGACUAUACCCAGCGCGGGCUUCACGGACCUUGUUACCCGCAGGGGCGGCGUCUACGCCGUCGACACUCUGCAGCUCUUUGAAGUCAAAGUCUCAAUCAAAGAGACCUCAGGUUCAAUGUGGCCGCUGCAUGUGUAUGGCUUUAUUGCCGCACGGGAUUCGGUGGAUUACAAGCGCAAUAUCAUCUUUGAGCGUGAAAAGGAUAACUGCCAGAUCAUCAGUGAGGGGGUUCGUGUCUCUGUCUUAAGCCUGCUUGCCCCGUGUCUAUACUUGUGCGAUUUCUAUUUGAUCUGGUCUUCAGCUAAGCCUUACAUAAUUGACUAGCAGUAUGUCUCUGAUUAGAGAUUUUAUUAAUACCUUUGUUACUUUCUCAACCAUAGUAGCAAGUAGUAAUCCAUAUAUCAGCCCACACAUAUUACUUGCAAAAUAAAAGGUAGGGUACACUUUCCAUGUGUAUUUCUUAAGAACAAAACUGUGUGUGAUAAACACUUCCGAA
Messenger RNA from Hordeum vulgare subsp. vulgare (domesticated barley), 938 nucleotides. RefSeq lists its product as uncharacterized. The record is from RefSeq and is a predicted model, not a curated record. Lineage: Eukaryota; Viridiplantae; Streptophyta; Magnoliopsida; Poales; Poaceae. Bases 164 to 766 code for a protein of 200 amino acids. The transcript is spliced from 2 exons.